CAACGGAAACCAAAUCCCAGCAACCUGGCUGUCUUGAACGUCAAAGAAAAUUUUCAUUCCGUCCUUCCAAGAAGUAAGGUACUCAAGCAACGUUCUAUCCGCCGGAAAAUCAAGAUUCGACAUGCCGGUUCACACCUUGCUUUGGAUGCGACCGUUCCGUCGCGCCAAGUUGUUGGAACAAUUCCUUACAACCGUAUCGAGGCGUAGCGUACACCACGCCCAAAGCGCAGUCGGUGGUACGGAGAAAUGCUCGCGGCCUCCAUCAAGAGGUUUGGUGCUCGGAAUCUACGCCGACGAGCACGAUCGAGAGGACAAUGGCCUGCUGACGCCAAGCGCGGCCAGGUAUAAUGAGUCUUAUACGAACGGAGCCCUGAUGGAUAUGCUCCAUCUGGCUGGUCCGCUACCGAAGCGUGGCCAAACGAGGAUUUUCUUCAACCUGGAACCAACCUACUCGGCGGUUGCGGUUUGUGGACUUGGCAGUGAAUGCCUCGGGUACGAUUCGGCGGAAAAGCUGGACCUAUCGAAGGAAGCAAUUCGCGUAGCUGCCGCAUCGGGAUGCCGCGCGCUUCAAAAGUUGGAAACCAACCGCAUCUACGUGGAGGACUUUGGCCAUGCCGAGUCUGCAGCCGAAGGCGCUCACAUGAGCAUGUGGAUCAAUCAGAAGAUGAAGAAGCCCGAGGAGCGAAAGUUCAUGCCUCAGUUGCAACUGUACUAUGAUCCGCAACUGCCGUGUGACGCGAAUGGUUGGAAAAUUGGCCUUGCCAAGGCGGAAGCACAGAACUUAGCCAGGGAACUGCAGGAAGCGCCAGCGAAUCAUAUGACUCCGACUACAUUUGCCCAGAACGUCGUCCAAAUCCUGUGUAACUCCGGUGUCAACGUGGAAGUCAAGGUGAGGAGCUGGGCGGAGAGUCAGGGGAUGACGUCGUUCCUAACCGUUGCAAAAGGAUCUUGCGAACCGCCGAUUUUCCUGGAAUUGAGCUACUACGGAACCAAUCUCAAGGAACGACCGAUUGUACUGGUUGGUCAAGGCAACACAUACGACAGCGGUGGUAUCUGUGCUAAGAAACUCCACGCGUUGAAAGACAUGCGAGGUGACAUGGCUGGAGCGGCCUGUGUAGUGGCCACGUGCCGUGCUAUUGCGGCCCUAAAGCUGCCCGUGAAUAUCCGAGCACUGAUUCCACUCUGCGAACACAUGAUCGGGUACAACGCCAUGAAGCCCGGAGACGUAAUUCCGGUAAAGAAUGGAAAGAGCAUCGAAGUUGUUAACACCGACUACGAAGGCCCUUUGGUGCUGGUGGAUGCCCUACUGUAUGCGACCUCUUUUGGACCUAAGUAUAUCGUGGACGUUUCGACCAUCUCCGAUCAUGUUUUGGGCUCAUUCGGAAAGGUGUGUAGCGCAGUGUUCACAAAUUCGGAAGACCUGUGGCAACGUAUCAAGAACGCGGGUGUCCACACCGGUGAUCGGGUAUGGCGGCUGCCCCUGUGGGACUACUUUAGCCAACAGAUGUGCUCGGUACAACACGUGGACGUGCAAAACUACGGCCGGGGAGUCGGAGGAGAGGCAUGUAAAGCGGCGGCCUUUUUGCGAGAGUUUCUUCCCUGCGGACAGUGGAUGCACAUCGAUGCGCACAACGUUAUGACUACAAAGGGCGAAGACUAUCCGUAUCUUCGCAGAGGUAUGGCGGGACGGCCGACACGGACGCUGAUUGAGUUUAUUGCACAGGCCUGUUGCAAGGAGAAAUUUAGCUCUCAUCAUUAGAGCAAACUUAGAUUGGUACUAAUAAUUACGAGUUUACAUGUUGGCAGAAUAAAUUGCUUGAGUUACAAAUA
Aedes albopictus (Asian tiger mosquito) is the source of this 1830-nucleotide messenger RNA. RefSeq names its product cytosol aminopeptidase. The record is from RefSeq and is a predicted model, not a curated record. The transcript is spliced from 2 exons. Lineage: Eukaryota; Metazoa; Arthropoda; Insecta; Diptera; Culicidae. Gene Ontology annotation, biological process: proteolysis. Gene Ontology annotation, molecular function: manganese ion binding; metalloaminopeptidase activity. Gene Ontology annotation, cellular component: cytoplasm. Bases 122 to 1759 code for a protein of 545 amino acids.